GUUGCAAAAAUAAAUUAAAAAAAAGUCUCUUUUCACUGCACUUAACUACAUCAUCAUGCUGUCCUUCAUGGCUUAGGCAGUUAUGGAUGCUUCCGCACACAGGCCUACGCCCCUCAAAACCGACCGCUCAGGAAAAAUAACUGUUGGAUGGCAGUUGAAGUAAUUUCCGACGAAACAGAGGGCAAUAAGUUAAUCUCUCUAAAAUGCCGAGAGAAAAGCAAAAGCGAAAAGACCCGACCUGUGAAAAAACGCAGAGAUAGAUAAAGAAUUAUAGACAGAGAACGCAGGGAGUAGAGAGAGAAAGGAGAAGCAGAAGAAGAAUAAGAGAGAGAGAGAGGGAUCUGAGAGGAGUCGGGUCACGUCGGGGCUGUCAGCAUUAAUGGGGAAAUCUGUGCUGAUGCGAUCCGGGCUGUAGAUCUCACCUGUGGAAGCCGCAUGACCGUCCGAUUCCUUUUCUCUCAUCCUUGUUCUCUCUCUAGAGCUCAAUCGCGGGAGCCGAAGCAUCGCCUUAUAAACUCCGAUCGCUCGCUUCGAAUUCGCAGAUCGUCGCCUGCCACUCUCUCUGAUUCGACUUGUAGGAUGUUGCCGUUUGUCGGUAUGCUGGGAUGGAGCUGAGAUCUAGCAAUGGUGAAGAAGACAAGGUGACUCAUUUUAAGUGAUUUGAAUUUGAACUUCUAAUGGUUUUUUGGUCUCUUUAAGGGGGCUUUAAUUGGAUUUUAUGCUCAAGUUGAACAAUUGUGGAGAUUCCUUGAAGAACUGUGAAUCUCAAGCCGACUGUGUUUGGAGUUUAAAACCCUAAUUUGUGUAACCCUGAAAAAUAGUCCAAAUUUCUUGAAUGGAGGUCAGGUGUAUAGUGUCUGAAGUUUUGAGCUAUCUAGUUUGAAUUUCCCGGAAAAAUGGAAAGAACUGUAUAGCUUGAAAGUCGAAUUUAGUGAAACACAAUCCAUGGAAGAUUGGUCCAAAUACGCCAAUAGUCCAGCUCAUCUGGCUGUUGCACGCCGAGAUUAUGCUGCUUUGAAGCGACUCAUCUCCUCAUUGCCCCGGCUUUCCAAGGCCGGUGAAGUUAACACGGAAGCUGAAUCACUUGAGGCUGAGAUUGUUGCAGAUGCUGUUUCUGCUGUUAUAGAUCGCCGCGAUGUCCCUGGGCGUGAGACCCCUCUCCACCUUGCAGUCCGUCUGCGGGACCCAAUCUCAGCAGAGAUCUUAAUGGCUGCUGGUGCGGACUGGAGUCUUCAGAAUGAGCAUGGGUGGAGUGCUCUUCAAGAAGCAGUUUGUACACGAGAGGAAUCUAUCGCCUUGAUAAUAGCCCGGCACUACCAGCCCCUUGCAUGGGCUAAGUGGUGCCGUCGACUUCCCCGUAUUGUUGCCUCUGCUGCUCGCAUUCGUGAUUUCUACAUGGAGAUAACUUUCCAUUUUGAGAGCUCAGUGAUUCCAUUUAUUGGUCGCAUUGCUCCGUCAGACACAUACCGGAUCUGGAAACGUGGUUCCAAUCUUCGUGCUGAUAUGACCCUUGCUGGGUUUGAUGGAUUUCGUAUUCAGCGGUCUGACCAAACCUUUCUGUUCCUUGGGGAAGGCUACUCUUCUGAAGAUGGUAAUAUGUCUUUGCCAGCAGGUUCUUUGAUUGUCCUUUCUCAUAAGGAGAAAGAAAUAACAAAUGCUUUGGAGGGUGCUGGUGCCCAACCGACAGAGGCUGAAGUUGCGCAUGAGGUGGUAAUGAUGUCACAAACUAACAUGUAUCGGCCAGGAAUUGAUGUUACUCAGGCUGAGCUUGUUCCUCAUUUAAAUUGGAGGCGACAGGAGAGGACUGAAAUGGUUGGGAAUUGGAAGGCCAAGAUUUAUGAUAUGCUUCAUGUCAUGGUGAGUGUGAAGUCAAGGCGCGUUCCUGGUGCAAUGACAGAUGAGGAGCUAUUUUCUGCAGAUGGGGAGGAGCGGAUUGCAAAUGGUGGUGACAAUGACGAUUAUGAUGAUUUGCUGACAGCUGAGGAAAAGAUGCAGUUAGAUUCUGCCCUUUGCAUGGGCCAAUCAGAUGGUAUUGGCGAGGAGGAGGGAAAUAGCUUCCUUGAAUGCCAAGAGAAUGGUUCCGCAAGUUCCUUUGAAUCUUGUGAAUCCAAUGGUGUUGUUAAGGAGAAGAAGAGUUGGUUUGCUUGGAAUAAGAAGGGUUCAAAAAAUGGAGGUGAGGACCCUGAGGAUUCGAAGAUUCUGAAGAAAUUCUCAAAGUUAGCCCCAGAAGGUAGCAAUCAUAGACCUAAUGAUAGUCAAAGAUCAUCAUCUGAGUUUCUUAGGGAGGAUACGGGGGAUACUAGGAAAGGAAAAGAUAAAAGCAGCAAGAAGAAGAAGAAGAAAGGGGCAGCUAGUGAACCCAAGCAUGAGAGUGAAUACAAAAAGGGUUUGAGACCUGUUUUGUGGUUGACCCCAGAUUUUCCUUUGAAAACCGAAGAGGUCUUGCCUUUACUUGACAUCUUAGCAAACAAGGUUAAGGCUGUCAGGAGGCUCAGGGAGCUUUUAACCACCAAACUACCUCCUUGCACAUUUCCUGUUAAGGUCGCCAUCCCAAUUGUCCCGACAAUUCGGGUUCUUGUUACUUUUACAAAAUUUGAGGAGCUUCAGCCAAUUGAGGAGUUUUCGACCCCUCUUUCCAGCCCUGCACAUUUUCAAGAUACCAAGUCAAAGGAAUCUGAGGGUUCGACAUCAUGGAUUUCAUGGAUGAGAGGGAGCCGUGGGGGGCAAUCAAGUGAUGGUGAAAGCCGUCGAUACAAGGAUGAGGUUGAUCCUUUCCACAUACCAUCCGACUAUUCCUGGGUUGAUGCGAAUGAGAAGAAACGACGCUUGAAAGCAAAGAAAGCCAAGAGCAGGAAACACAAAAGACAGCCACCAGCCAAAGGCGGGGACGUUGGACAUAAUGAGGACUUGGAAGAAUCAUAGCAGGAGUUCUCGGUGGCACCUUGCUGCAUUGCUAUAGUUUGCAAAAGCAAAAGAGCGGUGUGGCUCUUUCCAAUGCUCGUCUGACCCUUUGUUCUUCCAUCUGUAUCUUGCCAAGGGUUUCAGGGUUAAUUGUUAGGGUAAUGCCUGUAGUUGAUUUAAGAAAAUCUUUUUAUCUUCUUCCAUUGUUGUAUUUUUAUGUGAUGUGAAAUUGAAAGAGGAACACAACCCCCUUGUUUCUUUGAUAGGUCGUUUUCAUUCUGAUUUUUCCUCAAAAACCAUUCUGUGUAUCUACAUCGAUGGUUAUCAAAGUUUUCUUUUGGUGUUCAGAAUUGUUUUUGCCGGAACUCGAUAUUUUGCUUUUGAGAAUUGUAUGGAUUAUGGAUAAAUGGAUAAAUCCAAAAGCAAAGGCUAAGCUUGGAAAAUA
Messenger RNA from Malania oleifera, 3346 nucleotides. RefSeq lists its product as uncharacterized. The record is from RefSeq and is a predicted model, not a curated record. Gene Ontology annotation, molecular function: protein binding. Bases 946 to 2922 code for a protein of 658 amino acids. NCBI's taxonomy places the organism in Eukaryota, Viridiplantae, Streptophyta, Magnoliopsida, Santalales, Ximeniaceae. The transcript is spliced from 3 exons. Gene Ontology annotation, cellular component: cytoplasm.